Molecule: messenger RNA, 893 nt
Organism: Triticum urartu
Lineage: Eukaryota; Viridiplantae; Streptophyta; Magnoliopsida; Poales; Poaceae
Source: RefSeq, a predicted model, not a curated record
GUAGCUUGGUGUAUUGAAGUAUACAAGAUAUGGGAUGCUAAAAAAGGCAUUCGAGGCUUUUGGUGAUCUCAGGGAUGAUGAGGAACUUGGGACAGUUGAUUGGAUUACUGUGAAGAGAUAUAUCACAUGUUUGAGUAACUUGGAAGAUGUACGAGCACAUCCUCAUGAUGUUCCUGACAAAGAUGAUCACACACAUACCAUGAAUUUGUUGGAUACUCGAGUGCGGCUUUUGAAUGGUGUGCAAGCCGCCUACUGGGGAAUGCUUGAAGAGGGACGAAUAACUCAAUCUACAACAACUAUUUUAAUGAGAUCUGUUGACGAAGCUAAGGAUCUUGUUUCUAGUCAACCAUUAUGCGAUUGGACGGUGUUGCGGUCCAAUGUACAAUUCUCAAAUUACUAUAGCUUCCUUCAAAUGAGCAGGUUGCCACAAAGGCUUAUCACAUACUUCACAAUAGAAAGAUUGGAGCUAGGAUGUUACACAUGUGCGGCAUUUCUCCAUGCUCAUAAAACUGCAAGGAGACAACUACAUGAUUUUCUCGGUGAAAGUGAAAUUGCAAGAAUUGUGAUCGAUGAAAGUACUGUUGCAGGGGAGGAAGCAAAAAAGUUUCUAGAAGAUCUUCGUGUUGCAUUCCCUCAGGUUGUGGUUACAAUGUUCUUCUAUCAUUUCACUCAAAUUAUUAUGGGCUCAUUAAUCAUUAGCCUCUCCAAAUCUUGAUAAAUUCGUUCAACUAGCAAUCUCCUGCAAAACUUGAUGAUGAAAGCACACUGUCUGAACUAAAAUGGGACCAGUUCGCCUUGGGCAGCUCCCUGAUUUGUGGGGCUGUACAAUUUUCGGGUUUCUUUUCUUGGUCUUUGUAGUAUUUUAUAUUUUUGUUUUCCCUGUUGUUGCCUUU